This is a messenger RNA of Coccomyxa subellipsoidea C-169, 1512 nucleotides long. Its product is annotated as IBR-domain-containing protein. The record is from RefSeq and is a predicted model, not a curated record. The coding region runs from base 1 to 1512 and encodes 503 amino acids. Gene Ontology annotation, biological process: protein polyubiquitination; positive regulation of proteasomal ubiquitin-dependent protein catabolic process; ubiquitin-dependent protein catabolic process. NCBI's taxonomy places the organism in Eukaryota, Viridiplantae, Chlorophyta, Trebouxiophyceae, Coccomyxaceae. The transcript is spliced from 10 exons. Gene Ontology annotation, molecular function: ubiquitin conjugating enzyme binding; zinc ion binding; ubiquitin protein ligase activity. Gene Ontology annotation, cellular component: cytoplasm; ubiquitin ligase complex.
AUGCCAUCCUUUCUUCAAGACAUGGGCUUGGGAGUGCAGGAGAAUGCCCUGCAGGACGUGAUGGGCAUCAUGGGCUGCUCCAAGUCAACUGCCAGGACGCUCUUGAUGCACUUCCGGUGGAGCACCGAGACUCUCUUUGGUGUCUUGGCAGAGAGGGAAAAGGACGAGCUCUACAAACUGGCCUCUGUGACAUCGCGCUCUACUGAUGGCCCUUCUUGCUCAGGCAAGCAACGCUCAUGGGAGGAGGUGGCCUGCGGCUGCUGCUUCUGUGAUGUGCCGCGCAAGGAGACAACAGACAUGGGGUGCGGGCACAUCUUCUGCAACGACUGCUGGAGCCAGCACUGCAGGGUGCAGAUCAAGGACGGCAGGAGUCGCAAGCUGCCCUGCAUGGGGGUCAAGUGCGGCGCUGCAUGUGACGAGGAGAAGGUGCGGCAGCUCAUCGGUGAUGACCCGGACCUGCUUGCCAAAUUUGACCGCAGCCUGCUGGAAUCCUAUGUGGAGGACAACGCGCUGGUGCGCUGGUGCCCGAGCGUGCCCCACUGCGGCCGCGCCAUCCGAGUGGAGGGCGAGUUGCACUGCGAGCCAGAGUGCACCUGCGGCCUGCGCUUCUGCUUUGCCUGCGGCGAGGACCCCCACUCCCCCUGCACCUGCGACAUGUGGAAGCAGUGGAAGGAGAAGUGCCACGACGACAGUGAGACAAAGAACUGGCUGACGGCCAACACCAAGCCCUGCCCCAAGUGCGGCAAGCCCGUGGAGAAAAACGGCGGCUGCAACCUCGUCAUGUGCACCUGCCGCCAGGCGUUCUGCUGGCUGUGUGGGGCUGCAACGGGGAUGUCGCACACGUGGACGGAGAUAUCUGGCCACUCGUGCGGCCGCUACAAGGAGGACGUCGAUCGCCGCAUCGGCGAGGCCCAGCGCAACGUCAAGCGCUACAUGCACUACUACACUCGCUGGGAAGCGCACAUGAAGUCGUCCAAGGCAGAGGCGCAGACGCGCAGGAGCAUCCAGGAGAAGAUUGUGGCACUGGAGGAGAACACCUCCCUCCUCAAGGACUACUCCUGGCUCUCCCAGGCUCAGGAGCAGCUGUUCCACGCGCGACGGGUGCUGGGCUACUCGUACGCGUACGCCUACUACAUGUUUGGCAACGUCAUGUUCCGCGAGGAGAUCACUCCCGAGCAGAACACCAUCAACCAGAACCUGUUCGAGGACCAGCAGCAGCAGCUCGAGGUCGAGGUUGAGCGGUUGAGUGGACUGGUGGAGAUGGGCCCGGAGCGCAUAGAGAAGGUGGAGGAGCAGCUGCGGCUGCAGGUCAUAAAUUCCACCAUCAACAUCGAUAAGCGCCUCGUCAACCUCUACCAGCUCAUCGAGAACGACCUCCUUGGCAGCCUCCAAUUCUCCACCGGCUACAUCGCCCCCUAUGGGGUCAGCUUUUCCCCCUUGAGCCACCCCUUGCAUACCUGCCCCCUGCAUGCAGCCCUUGCACAGCCUCUACAGCUUGUUGACAGAAAUUAA